AAUCAAAACAAAAAACGUGCCUUGUAUCAAGAAUACGAAGCAGGGUUGUUUGACCAGGUGACCUUCCAGAAACCUAUCCUGUUUCCUAUCAGGGUAUAAGAAGGCUGAAGUCACGAAAGUUCAAGACUUGUCCCCAGCAGUGAUACACGCCAGUAUGAUGAAUCUCCUGAUUGUUACUUUGGUAGCAAUGACUGCGGUCAUUGCCAACGACCACCACGACUACAAAGACCCUUCUAAAUUCGCCGGCUGGCUGAAGGAUGUGCAGAAGAGCCACGAGUUCGCUCACAUGACGCCAGAAAAUCAGCUUCUCUACAGUCAACUCAUCCAGGCUGCCGAACAGGGAAGUGCCGCCCUCACAACCUUCAUCAAUAGCCAGACCUUCGACAAGAUUAUUGGCCUCAUUGAUCAUCUGGACAAGGACGACAUUCCCCACUUUGAAGGUUACCUAGCCGCUCACCUGCAGGGCACAACAACAACCGCACCUGUCAAGCGACAGAGUGGCUCAGACCUGUUCAGCUUCCUUAGGGAUCUUCACCUUAUGCACAAGGUGGAGGAACAUCUCUCCCAUUCAGAUAUGCGGGUCUUCCUGGAGAUCAUGUACGCCGCUGAACACGACACGCUCACCCAAUACAUUGACAAUAAGGGCUACGGCCCCGUCCUGGACCUCAUGUCACAAAUUGAUAAAGAUCAAACUCGCAACUUUGAUAAGCUGCUCAUGAGGCAUCUGGAACAUGAGGCUGCGAUGUCACAAAUGAAAACUACUGUCGGCGCCAUCGUUGUCAGCACACCUGCUCCAGUUAUGGACAGCACGGUUGCUCCAAUGGUCAGCACACCUGCUCCAGUUAUGGCCAGCACGGCUGCCCCAAUGGCCAGCACUGCUGCUCCAGUUGUGGUUUGAACAGUCCCGCUGAUGGAAAGAUCUCCUGCAUCCUACAUACUACUGAUAUACCAUUGGCAGUUGUGAAUAAAAUGUGUAUAAAGAUU
Haliotis rufescens (red abalone) is the source of this 984-nucleotide messenger RNA. RefSeq lists its product as uncharacterized. The transcript has 8 exons. The record is from RefSeq and is a predicted model, not a curated record. The coding region runs from base 155 to 898 and encodes 247 amino acids. Lineage: Eukaryota; Metazoa; Mollusca; Gastropoda; Lepetellida; Haliotidae.